AUGGAGAAAAACACGCCGGUGAGGAAACCACACACAUCGACGGCGGAUCUACUCACUUGGCCGGAAAAUCAACCGUUCCAGUCUCCCGCCGCCGCAGCUUCUCGCUCUGCAACCAGAUCGCACCAGCCGUCGGAUGGAAUCAGCAAAGUGGUGUUUGGAGGACAAGUUACAGACGAAGAAGUUGAGAGCUUGAACAAGAGGAAGCCUUGUUCAAACUACAAGAUGAAAGAGAUCACAGGGAGUGGAAUUUUCUCUGUGUAUGAGGAAACUGAUGCUUCUGAAACAGGAAAUGAAUAUCUGGGCACUAACGGCAAAACAAGAAUAUACCAGCAACCACCAGCGGCAAUUAUAAGUCACAUUUCGUUCGGGGAAGAAGAGAUUGUUACACCAAAGAAACCAGCGACGGUGCCUGAAGUGGCGAAGCAGCGUGAGCUCAGUGGUACUUUGCAGAGCCAAUCUGAUGCUAAGCUUAAUAAGCAAUUCUCAGAUUCUAAGUUUAAGGAACUAAGUGGUCAUAACAUCUUUGCUCCACCACCUGAAAUCAAACUCCGUCCUACUGUUCGUGCUUUGGCUUAUAAAGACAACUUCGACUUGGGCGAAUCCGAUACCAACCCCGACGGGGAAUUGAAGACGGCCAAGAAGAUUCCGGAUAGAAAAUUCACGGAUUUGUCGGGAAACAAUAUAUUCAAAGGAGAUGGUACUUCUCCGGCCGCGGCUACGGCCGAGAAACUUCUAAGCACGGCAAAGUUGAAGGAGAUAAGUGGCAAUGACAUAUUUGCAGAUGCAAAGGCUCAGUCCCGUGACUACUUCGGUGGCGUACGCAAACCACCAGGUGGUGAAAGCAGCAUUGCUUUGGUCUAA
This is a messenger RNA of Thlaspi arvense, 861 nucleotides long. The record is from the annotation of a GenBank genome assembly. NCBI's taxonomy places the organism in Eukaryota, Viridiplantae, Streptophyta, Magnoliopsida, Brassicales, Brassicaceae.